Molecule: messenger RNA, 2151 nt
Organism: Liolophura sinensis
Lineage: Eukaryota; Metazoa; Mollusca; Polyplacophora; Chitonida; Chitonidae
Product: serine-aspartate repeat-containing protein F-like
Exons: 4
Coding region: 1-2151 (716 amino acids)
Source: RefSeq, a predicted model, not a curated record
AUGGAAUCUGAAUCAGGUACUAACAUGGAAUCUGUAUCGGGUACUGACAUGGAACCUGAAUCAGGUACUGAUAUGGAAUCUGAAUCAGAUACAGACAUGGAAUCUGAAUCAGGUACUGACAUGGAAUCUGAAUCAGGUGCUGACAUGGAAUCUGAAUCAGGUGCUGACAUGGAAUCUGAAUCAGGUACUAACAUGGAAUCUGAAUCAGGUGCUGACAUGGAAUCUGAAUCAGGUACUAACAUGGAAUCUGAAUCAGAUACAGACAUGGAAUCUGAAUCAGGUACUAACAUGGAAUCUGAAUCAGGUACUAACAUGGAAUCUGAAUCAGGUGCUGACAUGGAAUCUGAAUCAGGUGCUGACAUGGAAUCUGAAUCAGGUGCUGACAUGGAAUCUGAAUCAGGUACUAACAUGGAAUCUGAAUCAGAUACAGACAUGGAAUCUGAAUCAGGUACUAACAUGGAACCUGAAUCAGGUGCAGACAUGGAAUCUGAAUCAGGUGCUGACAUGGAAUCUGAAUCAGGUGCUGACAUGGAAUCUGUAUCGGGUACUGACAUGGAAUCUGUAUCGGGUACUGACAUGGAACCUGAAUUAGGUGCAGACAUGGAAUCUGAAUCAGGUACUAACAUGGAAUCUGAAUCAGAUACAGACAUGGAAUCUGAAUCAGGUACUAACAUGGAAUCUGAAUCGGGUACUGACAUGGAAUAUGAAUCAGGUGCUGACAUGGAAUCUGAAUCAGGUACUAACAUGGAAUCUGAAUCAGAUACAGACAUGGAAUCUGAAUCGGGUGCUGACAUGGAACCUGAAUCAGGUGCAGACAUGGAAUCUGAAUCAGGUACAGACAUGGAAUCUGAAUCAGGUGCAGACAUGGAAUCUGAAUCAGGCACUGACAUGGAAUCUGCAUCAGGUACUGACAUGGAAUCUGUAUCGGGUACUGACAUGGAAUCUGUAUCGGGUACUGACAUGGAACCUGAAUUAGGUACUGAUAUGGAAUCUGAAUCAGGUACUGAUAUGGAAUCUGAAUCAGGUGCUAGCAUGGAACCUGAAUCAGGUGCUGACAUGAAAUUUGCAUCAGGUACUGACAUGGAACCUGAAUCAGGUGCAGACAUGGAAUCUGAAUCAGGUACAGACAUGGAAUCUGAAUCAGGUGCAGACAUGGAAUCUGAAUCAGGUACUGACAUGGAAUCUGAAUUAGAUACUAAUAUGGAAUCUGAAUCGGGUGCUCUCAUGGAACCUGAAUCAGGUACUGACAUGGCAUGUGAAUCAGGUACUGACAUGGAAUCUGAAUCGGGUGCUCUCAUGGAACCUGAAUCAGGUACUAACAUGGAAUCUGAAUCAGGUACUGACAUGGAAUCUGAAUCAGGUACUAACAUGAAAUCUGAAUCAGGUACUGACAUGGAAUCUGAGUCAGGUACUGACAUGGAAUCUGAAUCGGGUACUGACAUGGAAUCUGAAUCAGGUACUAACAUGAAAUCUGAAUCAGGUGCUGACAUGGAAUCUGAAUCAGGUACUAACAUGGAAUCUGAAUCAGGUACUGACAUGGAAUCUGAAUCAGAUACUGACAUGGAAUAUGAAUCAGAUACUGACAUGGAAUAUGAAUCAGGUGCUGGCAUGGAAUCUGAAUCAGGUACUGAUAUGGUAUGUGAAUCAGGUACUGACAUGGAAUCUGAAUCGGGUGCUGACAUGGAAUCUGAAUCAGGUACUGAUAUGGAACCUGAAUCAGGUACUGACAUGGAAUCUGAAUCAGGUACUAACAUGGAAUCUGAAUCAGGUGCAGACAUGGAAUCUGAAUCAGGCACUGACAUGGAAUCUGCAUCAGGUGCUGACAUGGAAUCUGAAUCGGGUGCUGACAUGGAAUCUGAAUCAGGUACUGAUAUGGAACCUGAAUCAGCUACUGACAUGGACUCUGAAUCAGGUACUGACAUGGAAUCUGAAUCAGAUACUAACAUGGAAUCUGAAUCAGGUGCAGACAUGGAAUCUGAAUCGGGUGCUGACAUGGAAUGUGAAUCAGGUACUGAUAUGGAACCUGAAUCAGCUACUGACAUGGACUCUGAAUCAGGUACUGACAUGGAAUCUGAAUCAGCUACUGACAUGGACUCUGAAUCAGGUACUGACAUGGAAUCUGAAUCAGGUACUGACAUGGAAUCUGUAUAG